Molecule: messenger RNA, 471 nt
Organism: Chelonus insularis
Lineage: Eukaryota; Metazoa; Arthropoda; Insecta; Hymenoptera; Braconidae
Exons: 2
Coding region: 1-471 (156 amino acids)
Source: RefSeq, a predicted model, not a curated record
AUGCCAUUAAAGUUUGUGCUUAGCCAAAAAGGCAAACUUUUGUUGAUUUAUAACGGAUAUAUUUAUAGUGUUCAUCGUAAAAAUAUUGGUGAUGUUGCUUGGCGAUGUGUAAAUUACAGAUCUUCAUUUUGUCUUGGUCGUAUUCAUACCACAUCUAUGAAGCGAAGUGUCACUUCAGAAGCUCCACAUAAUCAUUUGGAUAAUCCAGAAAAGGUUGAAGUCAGAAAAGCAGUAGAGAAAUUAAAAAAAGCAAGCAAAAAAAGUGAUGACAGUACCAGCAAUAUUGUUUCAUCUGUUCUUCACAAUAUAUCAUUUUCAGCAGCUGCAGAAUUACCUAGCACUUCGAGUCUUUGUCGCACUGUACAAAGAACAAGAGCUCGGGAAAAUAUUCAAUUUUCUACUCCAAAAAGUUUGGAAGGUUGGGUGCUACCGGGAAAAUUAAGACAAACUCUGAAAGGUGAUAACUUUUAA